UGCUCAGUCAGUUCCCAACCACCACAGGUGACACUCAUUGUGCUGUUGAGUGCUGGACGAUAGGAACGAUGUACAGAUUAAUCACCAUCGCGUUAUUAUGCUCCGUGGCUGCGCAGGAGACGACCACGGUCACCUACAUCAAGCUCCCACCAAUCGACACCACCAUAUCUGACCUACCGCUCAACAUACCGUUAGACAACCCCGAAAUCACCACGGAGGUGGAACUAACCACUGAGGCGCAGCCAACGACAACCAGAAGAUUCACCAGAAUACCUUUCAGACCGAACCCGCGGUUCAUGUCGAAACUGAGUUACUACAAUGAGGUUCCGACGAAUAAUUUCAUAGAGAAGUUCUCCAAGCGCACUUACAAGAGUAAGUGCAGGUGCGCUAAAAUCUGGAACUGUCCCAAACUGCAGAUUACUGUACCACGAUGCCCGAACGAGUAUUUUAUGUGCUGCUUUUAGUGAACUGCUGCGGGCAUGUGCUGUUGCAACCUCAAAUUUUAAAUAAAUGAAUGAUUUUGUGGGUUCAUAAGA
This is a messenger RNA of Aricia agestis (brown argus), 536 nucleotides long. RefSeq lists its product as uncharacterized. Lineage: Eukaryota; Metazoa; Arthropoda; Insecta; Lepidoptera; Lycaenidae. The transcript has 2 exons. Bases 69 to 464 code for a protein of 131 amino acids. The record is from RefSeq and is a predicted model, not a curated record.